Platichthys flesus (European flounder) is the source of this 4261-nucleotide messenger RNA. It is a transcript of the gene igsf11, whose product is annotated as immunoglobulin superfamily member 11. Gene Ontology annotation, cellular component: cell-cell junction. The transcript is spliced from 8 exons. The coding region runs from base 459 to 1904 and encodes 481 amino acids. The record is from RefSeq and is a predicted model, not a curated record. Gene Ontology annotation, molecular function: ionotropic glutamate receptor binding. Lineage: Eukaryota; Metazoa; Chordata; Actinopteri; Pleuronectiformes; Pleuronectidae. Gene Ontology annotation, biological process: homophilic cell-cell adhesion.
UCUCGCUGAGCGCACGGGAGAAGUGCCAGCUCCUGCUCCUUGCCUAAACUCACUUUCUCGACUGUGGGAACAUCUUCCUUCGUCAGCGGGUGCACGGUGCGGGUUCUCCAUCCAAGCUUGCGAAAAAGUGACAGGAGAGGUGCAGAGCAUUAAAAACAGUUUGGAGUGACCAAAGAACGCAGGAGCAAAGGAGGAGAAGAACUAGAAGCGCCCGAGGGGGAGAGAAACGAGUGCCCGGCGGCGGUUAGAAAUGCUCUGCGUGUUUUAUUCUGUGUGCUUUUCUCGCUGUUUCUGGAAAAUGUGGUGCGUAAAAAGCCGCUGAUUGCUUUCAUGUCCGACGCCAUUAGAAGGAGCGGGGACUUUUCUUUAAGUAAACUGUGAAGAGGAGCUGUGAUUCCACAAGGAGAAGAAGGAACUGGGCUCAGAACCGAGAGCGAGUCACCUAGCAGCUACGAACCAUGGUGAAGUUUCAUAACUCGGACCUAUGGAUAGCCUGGAUGGUCAUCUUCUGCAUGGAGGGUUCAAGGUUUGAUCUACACACAGGGAAAGUGUGUGUGCAGGCACUGGACGUGACAGUGUCCCAGAGCAGCAUCCAGGUGGCCCGUGGUCAGGCGGUCGUCCUGCCCUGCUCUUUCACCACCAGCGCUGCCCUCAACAACCUCAACAUCAUCUGGAUGGUGAUACCGCUGUCCAACGCCAACCAGCCAGAACAGGUGAUCAUUUACCAGGGCGGUCAGGUGUUCAGCCUCGCCAACCACCUCAAUGGCCGUGUGGGCUUCGUGGCCACCAUGCCAAGUACAAGUGCCUCCAUCUUCAUCAACAACACCCAGCUGUCCGACACUGGGACCUACCAGUGCCUGGUCAACAACCUCCCAGACAGAGGGGGGCGCAACAUCGGCGUCAUAGGGCUCACUGUGUUGGUGCCCCCAUCUGUGCCAGCGUGUCGAAUCCAGGGCACGCUGGAUGUAGGCAGUGACAUCAUGCUGCUCUGCAGCUCGGAGGAAGGUAUUCCCACGCCAUCCUACUCCUGGGAGAAGCUGGACGCGCUGCCCAGGCUGCCGCACAACGCCAUGCAAGACCAGAUGCAGGGGACUGUCACACUGAGAAACAUCAGCACCAGCACCUCAGGACUCUACCAAUGUACCUCCAGCAACGCUAUAGGCAAGAGUACCUGUCUGCUCAACCUGCAGGUUGUAGCACCUCAGCCUCAGAGUGUGGGUCUGAUAGCAGGGACCAUUGCCACAGGGGUCCUGGCAGUCAUCAUCUGUUCCCUCUUAGUGGUGGUCACACUCUUCUACUGGAAGAACAAGAACAAGUACGAUGAAGAGGAGGUCCCCAACGAGAUCAGAGAGGAUGAUCUCCCCCCGAAGAGGUCUUCAUCAGUGAAGGCUUUCCACGCAGAUGCGUCCUCCUCAGAGAACGACACGUUGACAUCAACCAACACGUACAACAGUCGCUACUGGCACAACCCCAAAACCAACUACGACACCAACUCCUACACUCGCUACAAUGGAGACACACGCCAGACCUUCUCCACUGCUGCCCAUGGCGCUCAUGGACACGGACAGGCCCAGAACGCAGGACACGGCAACCAUACUGUGGUCACAGCACCCGGCUCAGCACCGCUGUCCCGCCAUGUGCAGCCCACGACCGCAACGACGACACCGUUUGCUAACGGCAGCCACACACUCCCACCGCCCAAGACUCUGGUGGUCACGACAAACUCGGCCCCGUCCCCUCCCGCCAUGGUGCGCAGCAACGGCUCGGUGAGCCUCAAACCGGUGGUGGCGUCCACGCACGGGCAGCACACGCACUCCUAUGCCGUGAGUCAGGCCACGCUGGAGCGGAUGGGGGCGGUGCCGGUCAUGGUGCCUGCCCAGAGCAGAGCGGGCUCGCUGGUGUAAAAUCUGAUUUUACAAAACAAAACAAGUUUUUGAUGUUUUGUAAUCCACUGAUGAAAAACAGACUGAAUACGGGCUGAAGCAGCCAACUGCCCUUUACAACUGUGUCUUUCUGUAUGUCCUGACCUUUUUAUCUCAAAUCAAACUGGGAUUUUAAGCACAGAGUUCAUUUGAUGCCAAUUCCUUCAUGUACAGGAACCUCCAUGUUGUGGACAAGCACUACAUGGAAUUUAUCCAUCCCUGUAUUGGAUGGAGUGUUCUGUUGGCUCGCUGGGAACUACUUUUUAACCACAUGGAGAAUUUCACAAAGCUGGAGUGAAUUUUCCUGCAGAGCCUGAAUUCCCAGAUCUUAUUCAGGGCUGGAUCAUUGUGAUGAUGGUGUGUGUGUGGGGGGGGUCUUUCUUUUUUAGAACUCAAACACAAGGCAUUUUCAUCUCAGCGUGUCCACACAGCAUGGUGAGCGUGAAGAGAGCUCAGAUUCUCACAUUAAUGCAUGUGUCCCCUUUGUUUUAGGAUGACAAAAUUAAUCAUGAAUUACUUCUAAUCAUUUCUUCUCAGUUGUUAUUUUGAUUGACAAAAAUGAUAGUGAAUGAAAGUGAAUGUUCAAAUGUGUUUGGAGAAACUAACAGGAUGAAAGUAUACAAAUGAAAUGAUGGUUAUUAACAUGGCCUUUAAAGCUUAGAGAUGGGGGUUUAUUGGGUGCAAUACAUCACAUGCUUUACUUUACUUCAGUGAAUGCAAACAUUUCCAUUUUUGCACUUUUCAGAGUAAUUUUAUAUAAAACUGCUGUCUUAUGAGUUUCAAGCAAUAAGUCUUAUUAAAAUAAUGCUUACACAACACUGAACGCUACUGUCCCCUGGUUUAAACAAUGAACCUGCGGAUGGAUUUUGUUGUCGUCGUCCUCGCUGCGUUCGUCCCCGCUGUUGUCGUCCCUAUCUGGUUCAUGUCACAUCAGGGCUGAUGUAAAAGGUCCCCCCCCCCCCCCCCCCCUUUGUUAGAGGCUAACAUCUACUGUUUUAUACUGUACAUAUGUAACUACAAUGUAACUACAACCGUAGGCUAGAUUGUGAAUCAAAGGAAACACAUGUCUGACUGAUACAUAUUUUACAAAUCAUGUGUCUUAAUUUGAACGGUUCUUUUGGGGUUUGUCAGAGAAGUGUUGUUGGUUUCAUUGAAGGGAUUUUCUUUUUCAUUUUUCUAAUGAGUUCUGCCACUUCAUUACCAGUUCUGGGAUGAAUAAUACAUUACGGUUUAACACUGAUGAUCAGAUGUUUAACUAUUGAUAAUAGAUAUCAAUGCUGUACCUGGUAGAAAGUGUCAUUGUGUUUCUGACCUCCUGUUAUUAUCUUUUAACCAAAUUUCCCAACUGGAAAAAAACUACUAUGAGCUGUAAAAGUGUUAUUAUGAUUAGAAAGAGAGUAAUACAAAUGUAAAUCCGCUAUAGUUUUUUUGGCAUUUAAAUGGUCCAACAUUAACAAAUACAAUGUGAUUGAUGACUUAUGAAUAGUGAAAAUGUUCUUCAUUAUUGCUAUUAUUUCAUCCACACGCUAGUUUUUGAGUAGGAAAGACAUUCAUGCCAUUUAAGCAAUUUCCUAGUUGGUGUAUCAUACAAUCAUGUGUUAACUUAAUUGAAUUUGAAAUAAAGAAAAAUCCAACUUUUAAAUUAGAGUGAGAUGAACUUACACUUCUAGAUGCUACAAACAUUAUCAAACCCAACAAAUAUUUGGAUCGCAAUAAACACCAGCCAAGGCUAAAUUAAAAAGCGGUUGAAUUUUUAUUUCCACAUCAAUGGAGGCAAAAAUAUUGAACUGAGAACCAGUCACAUCUGGUCUUCAAGAACAGAUUGUUGUCAGAUGUGAAGGCCUAUAAAUCUGCAUUAUUUAUUCACUAUAACAUUAGUUACAUCAAUAUGUAACAGUUAAGAUCAACUUCAAACAUGCAUCUUCAUGACCCAGGUCGGACCGUAGCAGCAAACCCACACUCUUACAGAUAUGUUUAUAUCUAUAUUUUAACUUUCACUUUUUUUCCAUCAAAGCUGUCUGCAAAUCAUACACUCACACACACAUAUUGAUUCAUAAACACAGUAGACCUCUACUGAGGAAAUCUACUGAGGUUUUAAAGCCAGAUUCAUUUAACAUCUCAUCUUCUACCCCGGCCAUAGGUGGAAUGUGGUACACAAGGUGGUAUAUGGGUUGUAUAUAUAGAUACACAAUGACCUGUGGUAUAUUGCCAAUAGUAAAAAAUAAAUAACAAUAUGUAAAUAUGUAUAUAAACACAUCUUGUUCUUACUGUUGGUUUGAAAAGAAAUAGGAACAAUAACACUGGAACUUGUAGUGAAUAAAUAUUGUUAAUAAAUUCUA